AUGACGACCUUCAUCCCCGCCCUGACGUUACCCCACCAGGUAUUCGAGAAUGCCGCGGCCUCGAUCCUGUUGCCCAUUGCUCUAGGAACAGCCGUCGGCUACUCAUCUAGACCCAAAGAUACCCAAAAGACCUAUGCCGCCAUCAAGAACCCUCCCCUGCGCCCCCCGCCAUACGUCUUUGGUCCCGUAUGGACUCUCCUCUAUGGCAUGAUGGGCUACGCCGCCUACCGCGCCGUCCACAACGGGCUCUCUCCUUUCUCUACAAUUGAGCAAAUCAACAUGACCAAGCAAGGCGCGACCCUCUAUACCAUCCAGCUCGGCCUCAACCUCAUCUGGAUGCCCCUCUUCUUCGUCUGGAAACGCCCAAUUGAGGCCACUGUCGAUAUUGUGGCUCUGCUCGGAGUGAACUCCUACCUGACCUACCUGUGGGGCUCCGUCGACCGUGUCGCCGGAGGUCUUCUUGUCCCCUACCUCGGCUGGCUCGGCUUCGCUACCUACCUCUGCGCCGGCGCUGGAUACCUCAACAACUGGGAUCUCAAGGGCGCCGAGGAGAGGGCCGCCGCUGGCAAGAAGGAGUAG
Molecule: messenger RNA, 579 nt
Organism: Colletotrichum siamense
Lineage: Eukaryota; Fungi; Ascomycota; Sordariomycetes; Glomerellales; Glomerellaceae
Product: Translocator protein-like protein
Exons: 3
Coding region: 1-579 (192 amino acids)
Cellular component (GO): mitochondrial outer membrane
Source: RefSeq, a predicted model, not a curated record